Molecule: messenger RNA, 1123 nt
Organism: Drosophila ananassae
Lineage: Eukaryota; Metazoa; Arthropoda; Insecta; Diptera; Drosophilidae
Product: transcription initiation factor TFIID subunit 8
Exons: 3
Coding region: 32-973 (313 amino acids)
Biological process (GO): transcription initiation at RNA polymerase II promoter
Cellular component (GO): transcription factor TFIID complex
Source: RefSeq, a predicted model, not a curated record
CCACUGACAGUUGAAAUCUCGUUACCAGAAAAUGAACAGGUACGACGAGGCUCUCUACAAGGUUGUGGACACCUUGUUGGCCGUGAAGGAAUGCGUGGUGGUGGACGAUAAGAUCCGCCACCAACUGGUGUACUUGCUGCGGAAUAAAUUCCACGAAAUCGCCGUUCAAACAACCAAUGGGGCCAACCAUGCCGGACGCACUUCGGCCAGCUACUUCGAUCUGGAGCGGACCUUCCGGCUGAUGGGCAUCGAAGCGGCCGACCUGAACGCCGUGAAGCAAGCCUAUCCGCCGGGGAGGGUGGUGCGCUGCUCGGAGCCUCAGACGCGGGAGGAGGACUUCCACAAGGGUCCGCACAUCCUGCUGAGUUCCACUUCGAAGCAGGAGAUGGCCAGCCGAUCCCACAUCCCUGACUACUUCCCCGCUUUCCCAGGGACCCACACCUACAAGACCACUAUGAUGGAACAGUGCCCGAACAAGGACUAUGUCUCGGUUCGUAUCCGCCAGGCCGAGAAUCAGCAGAAUCUGCAAAAGGCACUCAACGGAUUCUUUUUGGGCGCGAAUCCCAGCACCUCGCUCUUCUCCAAGGCCAAGGAGGACACCAGGUUCAAUCUCCUGGAAAUAGAUACGUCGAAGAACCCCUCCUACCUGAGCGCCCUGAAGCCGGUUAACCAGGUUUUCGAAACGGACAUCUACGAGACCAAGGAGGAGAUCACCCAUGCAGCCCUCAACUGUCCCUUCCUGAUGGAGCCAAAGUUGAAGAGUUCACGCGAAUCGAACGACUGGGGCUUCGGGGAGGACGUGGAGAUGCUGCAGCCUCUCAAAAACGUGGAGCUGGAGUCCGACUCGGAGGACGAGGUCGAGGUCGAAAGGACGGAGGUGAAGGAUGGCCAGACUGAGACCGGAGCAAUGGAAGGCCAGGAUGGCCAGGCUGAGGACUCCAUCCAGGAGAUUAACUGGUUGCAGCCCGACUGAGGGACUGCGGAUUCCCCGAGUUGCCCGGCAAACUGAAUUAAACUGCAACUCAGAGAUAGCUGGCACACGAAAUGUUUCCAUUACAGAGACUCCACGAAAAAGUGAGAGAAAAAUUAAUUUAUUUCAAUUACAUUUCAUUAAGGACUGCCA